This is a messenger RNA of Trichoplusia ni (cabbage looper), 1643 nucleotides long. RefSeq names its product vesicular glutamate transporter 2.2-like. The record is from RefSeq and is a predicted model, not a curated record. NCBI's taxonomy places the organism in Eukaryota, Metazoa, Arthropoda, Insecta, Lepidoptera, Noctuidae. The coding region runs from base 65 to 1561 and encodes 498 amino acids. Gene Ontology annotation, cellular component: plasma membrane. The transcript is spliced from 12 exons. Gene Ontology annotation, biological process: transmembrane transport; monoatomic anion transport. Gene Ontology annotation, molecular function: transmembrane transporter activity.
AUGGUCACGAAACCCCACAUAACAUUCGUACGCUGGCAUUUGGAACACAAUUUUGGCAUUGGUGAUGAUUAAAAUUAGGAUACGUGCUAUAGUGGGAGUAAUGAUAUUUCUGGGGUAUUUUCUAACAUACGUAGUCCGAUAUAACCUCAGCGUUCAUAUUGUUGACAUGGCUCAAGUAUUGAAUAGAGAUGAUAUUGUAGAGAACGACAACCUGGACAUCAAGUGUUGUGUUAAGAGAACCGGGAUUGUUGACAUAAUAAGCUGGGAUGAUACAAAAGUUGGAAAACUAUUUUCUGCUUAUCAUAUAGGAUAUUGUAUUUGCUUCCCAAUAUUUCAUAGUUUUGGUGAUAGGCUAGGUCCAACGUGGGUUGUGGGCAUCGCCGGAAUGCUGUCAGGAGUCUUGUGUUGCCUCACCCCAGCUGCCGCCUAUUAUCACUUUUGGGUGCUAUUUUUGGUGCGGAUCAUAAAGGGAUUUUGUGCUAUUUUCUUUAAGGGUGCGAUGCAGCCAAGCAUGGUGCAGGUGCUGAGGUACUGGGUCCCACCGAUAGAAAGAAAUCAUUUUAUGUGGGCUUAUUGUGGUAUAACGACGGGGACGUUUUGCACCUUCCUCAUGUGCGCAGGUGUGCACUACUAUUCCCGAUGGCCGAUAGGUUUUUAUAUCUCUGGUGGAACCCAAAUUAUGUGGUCUCUUUUAUGGGUUCUAGUAGUCACCGAUGCUCCAAAAAAACAUCCUUGUAUUUCAGACGAGGAACUAGCUUAUUUAUUCAAUACGAUAGGGAAUGUUUUCCCCAUUAAACUGACGAACUCCCAAGCUCCUUGGAGAUUGAUUCUAAGGUCAAUACCGUUUUGGGCACUUUGUAUUUUGAAUUUUGGGUAUUCAUGGAUGAUUAUUUCUCUGUGUAUUCACGGACCACUUUAUUACACUAAAGUCCUGCGAUACAGUAUUUAUACAGCCUCAGCACUCACAGCCUUGCCAUUUCUGAUACGUUUAAUUUUGGGGACAAUCCUUAUUCAGACGUUUCAUUACUAUAGAAACAGUCCACGAGUUGUAAGAUUGACUCAUUUGAGGAAGUAUUUCAUUUUUUUGUCCCACGUGAUUCCUGGUCUUGUGGUGUGCAUAUCUUGGAUGCUUCCAAUAGCCCCGGGCCCGCUCUUACUUACUAUAGCUGUGGGACUUACUGCCGCCGGCAUGGACCUGACAUUGGACUUGUGUUACGAACUUUCACCAGCGUUUGUGAAUUCUAUAAACACUGUGAUUAAAAUUAUUGGAAACACUUCUGGUAUAAUAGUAUCAUUAGGCGUUGGACAAGUAACAAACAAGAUUAAGAAUGUGACGAUCGUUUGGAAGCAUAUCUGGUGCUUUCACGCUCUAAUAUUAUUUUUGAGCGGAGUAAUAUUCCUUGUAUGGGGUGAGACUCAAGUACAGCCAUGGAAUCACACACGACGGGAUAGGCCUAGGCGCAAAUAUGUAGUCCAGCCGGUUUUAUCUCUUAUGUCCAAUAUAACAGAGGUAGAAGAAGGCAGUGUUCGAUCAUCGCUCGCAAAAGUAACACCAAAAUAAAUUAUUUAACUGUACUAAAAUGUUUUUGAAUUUCCGACACAAACUUAUGAAAAAGUAGUUAAAGUUUCUCGAAAUUGUGAGC